Molecule: messenger RNA, 3180 nt
Organism: Prunus persica (peach)
Lineage: Eukaryota; Viridiplantae; Streptophyta; Magnoliopsida; Rosales; Rosaceae
Exons: 3
Coding region: 432-1118 (228 amino acids)
Source: RefSeq, a predicted model, not a curated record
CUGCAGCAAUGGUGUUUUUCUUUUCUUUCUGCAAUUUUCAUAGGGGUUAACGCUUUGCAGAGUCUAUGGCCUUCAACUUUGGUGCUCAAAUCAAAUCCGACAAGAAAUGUUGCCCAACCGACCUUAUUUGGGGAUACGCCAUGUAAUGCAAAUUGUGACACGUGGUUUCUCUGGAUUGGCUUUUUUUUCAGUGAGACAUCCUUUACGAUGAACGUGUAACAAAACCAUAGCUUGUCAUGAAAAGACUCUGCUUUGGACGAGGACGCUUGUCCCCUUUACAUAAGAUGCGCCUGCUUUGCCCCAUACCAUGUAGCAUCUGCGCAAAGGAACAGAGAGAGAGAGAGAGAGAGAGAGAGAGAGAGAGAGAGAUUUUGUAAACCCUAAAGAUCAGAAAGAGAGAGAGAGAGAGAGAGAGAGAGAGAGAGAGAGAGAUGGAGGAUGUUAUACCAGAAUCUGAAAGCUUGUUGCUUCCAUUGAAUCUGAGCCCAAAAGGAGGUGGUGGAGCCAAAGCUGAAGAAGGCCAUCAGGAAGCUAAUGGAAGCGAAGGCAGGGAAACUGGAGGUGAAGACAGAGAAGUUGAAAAAGAGAAGGCAAGCAUGAACGGAGGAGAUGAAGGUAAAGAUGAAGAGAAAGGAGGUGGGCUUAUAACCCAUCUCAUGUCCAUAGUGUCACCAAAGAACACUCCAAAAGCAGGGGAAGUGGCCAAAAGAAAAGUUGAGUUUGAGGUUGAAGAUGAUAUAGGAAAUGGGGGCUUUUCUGAUAAGUCAAAGCCAGAGCAAGAUGUGGCCUCUGGUAGUGAAAAUAAUGGUGGAGGGGUUAUCUCAAAUCUCAUCUCCAACUUUUUUAAUCAGGGUGAUGGUGGUGGAAGAGGAGAGAAUGAUGAGGUGGACAAAGCAGAGAAAGUGAUGAAGGAUGUUGGAAAUAAGAGAAUGAAAAUGGUAGAGGAGGAGAAAGGAAAGGUGGAGGGUGGUGGUGGAGGAGGAGGAGGCAUCAUUGACAACUUUGUCUCUCACUUGCCUACAUCUCUUCCAGGUCAGCCCAAGCAUUUUACUUUGACAUUUUUAUCUCUUUUUUGGAAUAUUAUGGCUAAUUUUUAUGAGGUUUUGAAUGUAAAUUGACAAUAUUAUCACAUGAACUCUAUUCUAAUUACCAGAUGAUGCAGCUCCCUCGACUGACGAAGCCUCCAUUCUCAUUACCUCAAUAGUUCGAGACUAAGCAGAUGAUAUAAUGUGCCUGCCAACUCUGCAAGUGGCUGGCUUUUUUUUUUUUUUUUUUUUUUCCUUCUUCUUCUUCCUUGUGUGUUUUCACGUAAAUUGUUGUUUUUAGUUUUCAGUUUGUAUCAAAAGCUCUAUUGGUACUUCUGUUAAAAUCUCUAUCGGUUUCUUCAUUUUCACUUUGGCACAUGUCGUGGGCAAAGCCCAAGUAGCCCCAAUAGCAUCAUCAUGAAGUAAGCCCAAAAGUUGAGAUUUAACUACACUUGAUUCAAAUGGGCCCAAUCCAAACUCUGCAUUUUUUGGGUUAUUGACCCACAACAAAAAGUUUUUUAUUUUUUCUUUUGGUUUUUUUUUGUGCCGAGUUUGGUUUGAGAUUGGAUGAUGAAUUAUUUAUUGAGUGGCAGUGGGUGAGAUGUCAUGGAGUGCAGUUGAAGACCACAAAAACCAGAAGCUGUUGCAUGGCACAUGCUUCAGUCCCUCCACUACUAGCAGUGCCAAAAGGAUUAAGUGACCAAAGAAAGCUAUAUGGCCUUUUGGACCCUUUGGUUACACAUUUUACUCUCUUCUAAAUAUCUUCUUUUUAACUUUAUAGCGCCAACAGAGUUUAGACCAAUAAAAAAAAGUCUUAUAGACUAGUAAUUUUAUAUUUAAAUUCUUAUGACAUCUUGAUAUAGUGUGUGUAUACACGAGUGUGAGAAAUUCCCCUUAUCUUGUAAUUUAAACUAUCGCUUGUAAUUAUAUAAUAUAUAAAAAACCUUAUGUUACAUGGCAUUUAUUUACACAAAACUACCUACUUAUUAAUCUUACAGAUAACAUCACCGUUGGACCAAUUAAAAAGAAAAAAACAAGUGUAGAGGCACAAACUAGAUGGCAUUGAUAGAAAAUCCAACUAACCGUUUGACUAGGGACCCAUACACUACCUUCCUCCAAUACGAGAAAAAUGAGAAUCUUGGGAACCAAGGAUAUGUGGGGAAAGCAAAAAUCCAAAAGCAACUCUCCUACUCAUUGUCCCUUUCUUCCCAAUAAAGAUUUGUCAUUUCCGCCAUUAAAUUAUCAAAUUUAGUUACUGUUACAGUUCACUAUUCUUUGAUCAAAUGGGAUUUGCCCAAAUUAAGUUUCUUAGAAUCCCAUCCACAAAAUGUUUAAACGUAGCUUAGACUUUUACACCUACUUUCUCAAUUUGGGUAAAAUCCCAUCUGUUAUACAAAAUGGAACCAAUACGUAUUGCCAAUUUUAGGCCUAGAUCCUAUAUGGUUGAUCAGAUUGACAUUGGAAGCAAAGUUCAAUUGGGAUGAAACUAUAGGCCCUAGGUUUAAAAUGUGUAAUGGUCCAAUCAGAGUGCAACAAAGUUCUCUGUCUUGAUGAGUGUUUUUUAGUGCUAUGUCUAUAUGCGUUUUGUUGUUUUGCCAUGAUAUUAUUAGUAUUUUAGCCAGGGGAAGUUGGGACUAAACUGAAAAUUCCAACAUAUAAAAUGGAGAGCAGAAGGGGAAGGAAUAGGAGCCAUGUAAAGAUGAUGGGUUGGAGAACCUGGAUGUGCUUCAAGCGAUCCUUCCUCCUCCCAACUAAGUGCUUUCUUCUCAAGCUUACUUCACGGUCAAGAAACAAAGCCAAAGGAAAUGGGCAUGGAUUGGUGAAUCUGUACAAAGACAUGGAGUCUUGUGGUGAAUAUGAAGAUAUCAGAGUGAUGUGGGAGAUAAUUCACUCUUCUCCACAGAAAACAAACAGCAGUAAUUGUAGGAAGAGGUCUUCCUCUCAUUGGAGAUUCUGUCUUCAGCCUACUUGAAUUUUGUCGUUCUUUCUUAAGCAGUUAGCUUUAGUUUAAGAUCUCUCACAGCUUUGAUUAUGCAGGAUGUGAGAUACCAGUAUCUGAGUGAGCAUAGAUAAGUUGCUCUGGAUUUUUCAUUUUUAGCGUGUGUGGAGCACAAUUAUACUUUUUAGUUUAAGAACAUCAGAAUGAGAGUAUUUC